This is a messenger RNA of Trichoplusia ni (cabbage looper), 1435 nucleotides long. RefSeq names its product dimethyladenosine transferase 2, mitochondrial (gene mtTFB2). The transcript is spliced from 7 exons. Gene Ontology annotation, biological process: transcription initiation at mitochondrial promoter; rRNA methylation. Bases 104 to 1411 code for a protein of 435 amino acids. Lineage: Eukaryota; Metazoa; Arthropoda; Insecta; Lepidoptera; Noctuidae. Gene Ontology annotation, molecular function: mitochondrial transcription factor activity; rRNA (adenine-N6,N6-)-dimethyltransferase activity. Gene Ontology annotation, cellular component: mitochondrial matrix. The record is from RefSeq and is a predicted model, not a curated record.
GUUAUUUGUUUGUGUACCUACAAAAUACAUGAUAAUUGAUUAGACGCACCAUCAAAUCUUCUUAUUAUUAUUAGUGAAAAGAAAAAGGAAGAAAGAAAUAGUCAUGCUCAAAAAAGUAUUAAGUAACGCAAGCUUUACUGAGCGAAACCGCUUGCAUGGCUCGUUGAGGUUAUGUCACAAAAUCAGCAAACAAACUAAAGAGAAACCACCUCCAAAACUGGCUGCGGACGUAGUUAACUAUGUAAACAGUUUACCAGAAUACAGCAAUAUUAAAGACAAAAUACCUAGGACAUUACUCAAGAAGUACAAAACUCCAGAAAGUAUGUACUUGAUUAACCAAAAGUCUGCAAAAGAUAUAGUCAACACAAUACAAAAUCACAUAAACGACAACUCACCUCUAAUAGAAGUGAAUCCUGGCUUCGGGUUCUUAAGUGAAGAAUUAUUGAAAUGCCAAACAAAGCCUAUCUACAUGUAUGAAAUGUCGAGUCAAUUCACAAGUAAUUUAACUAAUUUACAAGAAAAAUACCCUGGGAGAAUAACUUUCAAACUAGCAGAUUUCUUUGGUAUGUGGAAGUUAGCAUUUAAGGACAAAUUAGACCAAGGGACCAGGAUUCAGGAGUUAUUAGGGGAUUUAUACACACAUGACAGUGAUCGUGUAGUAAAAGUUAUCGGGUCUAUGCCAGGAUUAUCUUUUGUGAAGCAUUUAAUUAAUAACAUAAUUUUUCACAAUGCAAACAACCAACUUGGGAAACCUGACCUGUUUAUCACAAUGCCAGGACAUCACUAUGAAUUUCUUACAGAUAGUGAAGUGCAGUUUCAAAAGCAAAGGUCAAUACCAGCAUUAUUCCAGAUGUUGUUUCAUUACAAAGUACUAACAACUGUGCCAAAAGUGCACUUCUUGCCCUGGACAUACAAUUCUAACAGUAAAAAAAGUUCAUUGAUGGAUGACCACAGGCUGUUACUAGUAAACAUCACACAAAGAGAUACAUUGCCAUGUCCACCUCAGUAUUUACCAUUGCUGUGGUAUUUUUUCAAGCCACAUAUGUUGUCUAAAUCUACAAGAAUUAUACCAACAUUAGAACAGUGGAUACCCGGUUGCGGAGUUUGGCUUAUUACUGGUCAAGAUCCCCCAGACACAAACAAAGAGUUGGCUCCAGGAAAAAACGACGCCAAGCUACCCCACAUGACAAUAUUCACAGAGUUUGGGGAUCUAAACCUGGCACAAAAAAUCACUGUCUUCAAGAGAUUCAUAUCUUGGCCAGAAUUCGAGCAAUGCCAGUUUAGAACGACUAUGGAAAAUAACUUACCUAAGUUUAUUACCAACCUCGAUGAUGACGAUAAAGAAACUAUAGGUACGCACAUAGAAGAUAUAGAACACUCGGAUGCGGAAAAUGAUACGGAACAUGUUUAAUAAUAAAACCAUGCAUUAGAAGGA